Molecule: messenger RNA, 692 nt
Organism: Piliocolobus tephrosceles (Ugandan red Colobus)
Lineage: Eukaryota; Metazoa; Chordata; Mammalia; Primates; Cercopithecidae
Exons: 6
Coding region: 115-540 (141 amino acids)
Source: RefSeq, a predicted model, not a curated record
UUCACGUGCUAGGCUCGACUUACCUGUCUCGCGCUCCCAUCGCCCUCCAGCGUUGCGCAGCCUGGAGGGACGGGGUGGGACAAGCCGGGGGUGCCUUCUUCUGAUUCAUGUUGUAUGGCUUCACCACUGUGGCUGUCAAGAUGGCAUGCAAAAUUAUCCCUCUUUCCAGGUUUUCCCCAAGGACCCUGGACAAUGCUGUUUUUUUCUAUGUGCGCCACUAAAGGGCCCAUCCAGCUUCUAGAGGCUACCUGGAUUCCUGGGCUCAUGGCCCCUUCCUCCGUCUUCAAACCAGCAAUGGAAAUGGAAAUGAAAGCAAAAUGGAAGAACGUGAGGUCCUUAUCCUUGGAGAUCCUAUGGUGUCUCCACAGACAUUCCUUGAAGAAAUCAGAUGGAGCUGAGCCUGGCACUCUAACCGGUUCUCUGGGUGUACUGCAAACGUCUAAUAAAAGGCACCUUUGCCCAGUUGCUUCAAUUCUAGGAAGCUGUUCAAUGUUUGACUAUAUUUCUCCAUACUCAUUUGAAAACGGUUCAUCAGGUUAGUUCAGUUGAAUUAUUGCUCCUUGGGAGUUUUCCAAACCCUGGAUUUCCUUCGGAGAGAGCUAGAUUCUAUUCCAUUCUUGGAAUCCAGCUCUUUGCCCCUCUCUGUGACCCCUGAUCGCAAAUGCAGUAAAAAUAUCCUGCCGCCUCCUGCA